CCUUCUUUUGACCUCCCCUCGAAACUUACCAAGGUACCUUAUAUACCUAUAUCUCGCAAACGUCCCACGCUAUAAACACAACGCACAUAGGUAUCUACCUUGGGUAAUACGUAGCAUGAACUUCAGGUGGUCGGUUGAUGUAUCGACUCUCUCUUUUGUUCUUUUUCUUUUUCUUUUUGUUUUAUUAUGCUUUUCGCGAAGAGGAAGAAAGAAAGAAAGAAAGGCAAAUCAAUCCUCCUUCCUUCCUUCCUAUUCCCUCCUCUCGAACCUCGAACCAAAGAACAACCAACAUACCUACCUAUUUUCCAUCCCCCCAUUAAGAAAAGAGGAAGGAAGCAAUCCAUGGAUCAGUACCCAUCAAAACUUGGUUCGGAUGGCCGUCAAGGUUAUGUUAUGACUCUUU
Messenger RNA from Amorphotheca resinae ATCC 22711, 403 nucleotides. RefSeq lists its product as hypothetical. Bases 116 to 397 code for a protein of 93 amino acids. The record is from RefSeq and is a predicted model, not a curated record. NCBI's taxonomy places the organism in Eukaryota, Fungi, Ascomycota, Leotiomycetes, Helotiales, Amorphothecaceae. The transcript has a single exon.